GUGGCGUCGUGUUGCCGUUUUCAUGGCGACCAGCAGUGAACUCCAGCCGUCUCCUUGGUGACGGAGCACGCUGUGACUCCCCAAUCACUGAGCACACUCACAGGUCCCCGGCUGCCAGACACUGACCAGAGGGGGGACUCUGCGGGGUGAUCAUGCCAAAGGGACGGUCGUACAACCCCCCCACUGAGAGACAGGGCAUCUGGUUCCCUCAUAUUGAUGUCCGUAAUAAUCUGCUUCUAACAAGCACCCAGGAGAUGUAUCGCCAAGCAAAGACCGCAUCCUGGAAAGAGCCGAGGCUCCCGCAUGUGUGUACAACCUGUAACAAGAAUGAAUUCCAAGACUACCCCUUCUCUGCACAUGACAAUAGACACGUUAUACAGAGCACAGGGGAAUACCUCGAUUCUGGUCUUGGAAGGAAGAAGACUCCAGCUGAGAGAAGACAACACACCUCUCAAAAUUUAAACCUUUCAAAUCUGGAAACCCCUCAGAGAGCAACAAAUGAAUGGGCUGCUUAUACUAAUUACCAAGUCUCUCACAAGGGAAGGCAAGACACAGAGAGACCCUUCUGCAGGAGGUACCCCAACCACCACUAUACCCUGUCCACUUACAGGAGGGACCUUCCCGAAAACCAUUUCAUGUGGUUUGCAGAUUACCGUGCAAUGCCACAUUGAUGCUGGCAGCAUUAAGUCUAAUUGUUAAUAAGAAGGCGCAGCUUGGAGUAGUAUCAAAUACAUUUUAUUUGAAAAUAUUAUUAACUGUUCUCAACUAUCAGUAUUGUGUCCUAAAUGAUGACAUUAUUGCAGAUGGUAUUAAACUAAAACUAUUUGUGUUUUAA
Pseudophryne corroboree (corroboree frog) is the source of this 835-nucleotide messenger RNA. It is a transcript of the gene TEX36, whose product is annotated as testis expressed 36. The transcript is spliced from 4 exons. The record is from RefSeq and is a predicted model, not a curated record. NCBI's taxonomy places the organism in Eukaryota, Metazoa, Chordata, Amphibia, Anura, Myobatrachidae. Bases 153 to 671 code for a protein of 172 amino acids.